AUGAAGCCAUCUUGGCUAUGGCUCACGCUUGUGGCCACAGUUGUUCUUACAGCCACGCGCUCGUCCACUGCCACCAAGCUAAACUAUCCGCGUGUUUUGCUUCCAAUUUUUGACCACAUUUCGGUAAACUUCACGCUUGAGGUGGUUGAGAAGGGAUGCUUCAAAUGGACUUCGUCACGAUUAGAUUUGAUCCAAAUAACACCAUCCUAUGACGACGUCGACGAAGACUGCUCGUACCGCGUGGUGGUGACCGUUAUCAAUAAAGAAAAGCGAAGAAACACCGCGAUCGUAUUGGCGGAGGAUCUCGUCACUGGCGAGGUGCUACGGUGUGACGUCAUUUUGGACGUGAUUGAUCAGCUGGGAGUGCUGACGACGACACGCGAACUCUACCUAGAGGAAGCACCGGAAACCUUCGAGCUAUGGGCACAGGAUGCGCAAGGCAAUGCUUUCACCACGCUGGAAGGAAUCGAAUUUCAUUGGCAGAUCGCAUCGCACCGUUCGCACGAUUCCCGGCAUGGCGUUGCGGGCGAUAGCAGCUGGAGUCAGGUACUACGAUUUCUCACCUUUUCCGAGAGCAAGUUUCAUGUGGUGCCCCGAGCGAUCGAACGGCUCGAGGCAGCUGGUGUGCAGGGUUAUAUGGUGCUGCUCGAUGGCAUCAACACCGGAUCGGCUCGGGUGAAAGCAAAGCUGCCGCAUGCCGAAUACUCACACGUGCCACCUGUGGACGUAGACAUUAUGGUGCUAGCCAAUUUGAUCCUGGACCCAAGCGACGUGUACAUUUUACCCGGGGAUACCAUCGAAUUUAAGGUACUCCAGCUGAAACAGGGUAAACUACACGAGAUCGCGCUAAACAGUCAGUACUACCUGGAAAUCGAAGAUGAAACGUACGCCAGCAUGGGUGGAAACGAGGCGAAGGGUCUACGCGUUGGACGUACCUUCGUACUUUUGCGCGAUCGGAACGUACCGCAUGAUACAAAUUUGGUGAACGACGAGGCAAACUCGAAAGCGACAUUGCCGAAGGCGUCUCUGACUGUAGUGGAUCCUAAAAAGUUGACCAUUAAUCUGUUACCUCACUACAAUUGGGUAACGGUCGAGGGCGAGAGCCACGAGAUUGCGUUGAAUUUGUUCACACAGGACGAUCAUCCGAUUACGUUGGGCGCGAAGUAUAAGAUCCAGUCGACGUUCGACGAGACUUUGUUUUAUCCUCUGCGGAUUACCUCGAACGGAAGCAGCAUCUUUGGAGAAACUAUCGCCACCGGCAGCAGCCCGGUAACGGGCAAGUACGAAAAACUUUCGGCAAAGGCAGAAAUGGUUGUGUACAAACGACUAGGCAUCAAUCCGCCAGAAGUUAUUCUCCCGUUCGAUCCGAACCUGCGACGGCAGAAGCUUCAGUUCACCGCCACCGGUGGAGAUGGAGUGUACACCUGGUCUUCGCAAGAUGGGAAUGUAGUAUCCAUUACGCAAACGGGACUGGCUGAGGCACGGCUUGAUCAGAUUAAAGGUGCCAAUGAUCUGGCCGGGGAAAGCGAGCUAGCCAAAGUCACGCAGGUGAAAGUGUCCAUGUCGAGAAAUGUGCGAAUCUUCGUCACAGCGCAGGUGAUGUUCCUUCCACCGAUCAAGCUGGAAGUGGUGCGUUACAAUUUCGAAACCGUGCUGAAGGAUUACGUCCGGCUACACGUGGGCUUGUGGGCGCGCUACAAUGGCACUCUGAAGCCGUUCACGUCGUGCGAAAAUCUUCAUUUCGAGUUGGAAUUUAGCAAUCCCAUCUUCAUGACCGAGACGCUUUCUUCAUCGAGCGGGGACACUGAGGAACCGCUAGCGAAUGGGGCCUGUCGUGUGCUGUACCUAAGAUCAACGAUGGUUGGACAAACGAGCCUUAAGAUUACCUAUCGCUACUUCGACAAAUUGCUUAGUGAUCACGUCAAUUUGAAUGUGUUCGAGAAGUUGGCCAUCGAAAACCCGUUGGAGAACGAGGUCGUGCUCCCAAUCGGGGCUUCUCGCAACCUAUUCUACUACAAUGGACCCGAGAGAAUGUACAACUCGGAAGCGGAGCUCCAACGUCAGUUAGUGUACGAUCGCAAGGCACUUGAAGUGACCGAGGUCGGUAGUGGGUUCUCCAAAGACAAACACAUUUUCCGGACACUUUGCAAGAAACUUGGCGACUUUGAGCUAAAACUGGAGGUGUUUAACACGCUAAACGCACCGAACGUGAUCCCGUACGUGACGGAAUUCGUAACGAAGGUUUAUUGCGUGAAACCACGCUUCGUGAACCUUCUCACGACCGAUAAAGUAAAAAUGGGUUGCCCACUGGAACGCCGGAAUUCGAUGAUGCACGUCAAGACGGCGGACAGUGCCGAACAGAUGACGAUCGAUAUCGAGGUGCUGGAUGUGCAGAAUCGAAAGUUGGCGAACAUUUCUUCGCUGCUCCUGGAGUGGAAGUUUACCUCUGUUGAUGCCCAAUCAUCAACCGCCACAACGGCCAGCGUUAGUGAAACGCCGCUCUCGCUUAACUACGCGCACAAAUCAGAGGUGGAGUAUUUGGAAGGUGUCGAAAUUCCCGGUCGCGAUUAUGUGGUCUUGAAUUUACCACGCGAACUGGAGGCUAGCCUGAAAGUGCGAACGAUAGUUACGGACUACCGAGCGGAGGUGCUCAAGAAGUAUGCGAUCAAACCGGAAAGCCCACCAUUUGGCGUGCAGAAGCAGGCCGGAUCACCGCUUGUAAAGCCGACGAUCGAAAACGAGCUGAAUUUCGUGUCAGUUAAUCGCACCUUACUUCCGUACGAUCGUCUAACGGUGUUCCUUACGCCGGAUGCGUUGGAGCGCAUUAGGGUGACUCAGGGCAGCGGGUUUUACGACAUAAAGGCCUCUGAAGCGGGUAUCGUGUCGACACAGUUCGACGGCACUACGCGGCAACUGCUGAUCACUCCGCGCAAGAUUGGCGAGGUGAAGCUGGAGAUAAGCGAUCAGUGCCUGAGCACGGAGCCCAGCUUUUUGCACGUAUCGGUCGUAACCGUGGGACGCAUCACGAUCCUGUCACCUGAUCGUGUUGAGAAAACGAAGAAGAUUGAAGCGAUCGUGCGGUUGUACGAUAAUAACGAUCGUUUGUUAGACAUCAAGCGCGAUCGGUUAGAGUUGUACGAGUUACGCACGGAGGUGUACAAUUCCGCUAUCCUGAGCCUUGCCCUCGGCAGCCAAGCUCAACUAGGCGUUGGUGAGGUUCGAUACAUCGUGACGGGAAUGGAGCUGGGUGAAACUAAGCUUAGCGUGAGCUCCGGUACUGGAAAAGAACUGAUCACCAGCGCUCCGGCAACGGUUCAAGUGUUUCCACCAUUGAUGUUGCUACCGCGUAAUGCUACGAUUCUCGUUGGAAGUACGCUACAGAUCCAGUCCAAGGGAGGUCCGACUCCCGACACGAAUAUCCUCUACACGGUGCAGAACGGGGAUGUCAUAGAUGUGGAAUCGGGUGUGGCAAGUGGUCUCAAAGUCGGCAGAUCGAAAGUGACGGGUCGCUGCGUCGGAGUUAAUCCCAGCACCGGAGCACAGAUAGUUUUUUCCGAGGAUACGAUCACCAUCCAAGUGGUUCCGCUUGAAGCGAUCGAACUGCGAACGCCACUGAAGCGCAUCCAGACAGGAGCCACAAUGCCGGCAUUUGUUUGGGCCGUUCCAGGCAUCUCUCCACUUGUGCUCGGUACGGUGGAGGGACUGCAGAUUCAUUGGUCCACGGACCACGCGGACAUUCUCGAUGUACGGGGCGUGUUCCAAGAUGUCGGUGUCGAGUAUCUGGAGACCGAUGCAAUAGCGAUGCGCGUAAAAACGUUGGCACCAGGAAGAGCAACACUUCACGUGACGCUUGUGACCCCAUCGGGUGCAAAAUUAACCGCCAAAUCGGAUGUAACUGUGUUCCGGAUGCUCGAGCUGGUGGCACCAAAAGCAAUCCGGUAUGAUUCGAUUCUACUGCCACCGAGAGCCACAAUUCAGCUGAAGGCAAAUCUGGACGACGCAGUGUUUCAGAUAGACGGCGAAGCGUCUGCCGGAGUUGUGCAGGUAUCCCGGGAGGGAUUGGUACGGAGUGGCGAAACAGCCGGUCGCGUGCAGGUCGUUGCGUCCUCGCACGAUCAAUCGCUAACGAUCCCGCUCGAGGUGAAAAACGUACACUACAUCAUGACGUCGGUGCAAACGGGAUCGAUGAAGCUGAAGCAAAUCGAGAACAGCAUUCCGCAAGGUUUCAGUCUGAAGUUGAAAGUAUCACUGCACGACAAUCUUGGUAAUGAGUUUUCGCACGGGCUGGAAGACGUUUCGGUGUUGAAGCACAAACUCUCGAAACGAGGCAACGUACUGAUCAACACGGGCAGCAACUAUAGCGUCGGACUUGAGCUGAUCCGCGAAACAUCCGACAUGAUGGUGGUGGCGUUGCGUGAUCAGACCGGCGUGAAAUUUGGCGAGGACUUCCUCAAACUGGUCGUGAGCGAUGAGACGAGUGGAAUGGCGUACCCUAACCGAGGCGUGUUUUCCGUCGGUGAUGUCGUAUGCUUUGGUUCACCGUUGCUCAACAUGGAAGCUCGAUGGACCAGCUCGGAUGAGUCGCUGGUGAAAAUCGAUCCUAAGAGCGGUGUUGCACAGGUACUCGCUUCCACAUCGAGUGCCAGCGAAGGCGGCGAUAGUAAGGUGACGAUUCGGCACGGUGAUCGUCGAAACGGUGGCAUCACUUUCAACGUCGACGUGCUCGAAGCGGAUCGGGUCGAAUUCUUCAAAAGCUACGACAUCUUUAAUGGAAAAUCCUAUCGCGGACACUUAGUUAUCAAGAACCACCAACAGCUCGACAAGUUAGCGAACGUGAUCGCGAUGAACGUCAGCACAUGCCGCGAACAAGUCGAACGUUCGUACGGAGGUCUGUUUGCUUGUACGUUGGUAGUACGACAGGGUACCGUUGAUCUGCUGAAGCAUUUAAGAACGAGCCCGGGCUAUGAUCCUACGAUUGGUGCGUACAGCUGCAACAUCGAUCUUCUGACGACGCUGGAUGACGUAGCGAACGUGAUCAAAACGAGCGAAUUCACCCUUGAUCUCGAGGUUCGGUUGCUCGCCUCCGGACUAACCGACACGUCGACGCUGAAAGUCGUCCCGGCGGUGCGCGUCGAACCGGAGGAGAUCCCCGUGGAUCAGAUCGGCAAGCAAAGCCUAAUGAUAACCGGCCUCGAUCGCGUGCUGCAAAAGGUCCAGGUGGUUUCCACAAAUCCAUCCGCACUGGCCGUCCGUCAACUGCAAAGACAGCCCGGUGCACUCGAAUAUCGUCUGGAACUGCUUGAAACCUACCGCGACGAAUGGGCCGAUAAUUUGUCCGUGCAAGUCAGCUCUCCGCUCACGAUGCAGAACGUGGAGAUUCCGAUACACUCACCGAUGGUGCCCAGAAAAUGUUCAACCCAACCUUUCAACAGCGCGCCGGAUCUGCUUGUAAACUACGUGAGCAACUUCGGUCUGCUGAUCUCCGCUGUAACUGUGCUCGCCGCAACAGUCUGGGUCAUCGUGUUUUGCUUCCCCCAGCGACAGAAGAUGGCAGCGAACGGAAACGUGCACUCGCCGUUUAAAAAUGAGCACAAUUUAUCAUCCUAUGAUAAUAGGAUGAGCGGCAGUCCAUUUGCUAGUCCAUUAGAGAAGCGCGGUGGCAGCAGCCUGCAGUCGUCGUCACCGUUCACCGCCAGCAGUCCCGGUCAGAGCUUUAGCGGAUCGCAAGGCAAUCUAAGUCACGAUUUCAACACGAGCGGAGGCUCCCACGGGUCACCGAUAUACGGCGAUGCGACCAUAAUCUCGCCCCAGAAGCGAGUAAACCGACGUUACCUGUAA
Molecule: messenger RNA, 5838 nt
Organism: Anopheles nili
Lineage: Eukaryota; Metazoa; Arthropoda; Insecta; Diptera; Culicidae
Gene: Gp210
Product: nuclear pore membrane glycoprotein 210
Exons: 8
Coding region: 1-5838 (1945 amino acids)
Cellular component (GO): nuclear pore
Source: RefSeq, a predicted model, not a curated record